Neoarthrinium moseri is the source of this 771-nucleotide messenger RNA. RefSeq lists its product as uncharacterized. Gene Ontology annotation, molecular function: 2 iron, 2 sulfur cluster binding. The transcript is spliced from 2 exons. Bases 1 to 771 code for a protein of 256 amino acids. The record is from RefSeq and is a predicted model, not a curated record. Lineage: Eukaryota; Fungi; Ascomycota; Sordariomycetes; Amphisphaeriales; Apiosporaceae.
AUGUCGACGAUAAAAGAGAUCACCUCCGAGGACGAGUGGCGCGCCCACGUCGCCGCCCUGCACAAGGACACCCUGCUCAUCAUCUCCUUCCAUGCGCCCUGGGCCGCCCCCUGCGCCCAGAUGGCCACCGUCCUGCGCACCCUGGCCGCCGAAUACCCCGUCGCCGACCCGCCUGCCACCAGCUGGGUCUCCAUCAACGCCGAGGACCUGAGCGACGUCAGCGAGACCUACGACGUGACCGCCGUGCCCUACCUGGUGUUGCAGCGCAACGACACGGUCCUCGAGGCCGUCAGCGGCAGCAGCGCCGUCAAGGUCCGCACCGCCAUCGAGACCCACGCCAAGAAGGCCGGCGAUGGCGCCGCAACGACAAACGGUGCUGCCGAGAACACUGCUGCGCCCAUGGAGGUCGACGAGCCCGCGGACCCGGCCAAGGCCAAGGAGGAGCUGUUCAAGAGGCUGGGCGAGCUGGUCAAGGCGGCCCCGGUGAUGCUGUUCAUGAAGGGCACGCCCAGCGCGCCGCAGUGUGGCUUCUCGCGGCAGCUGGUGGGCAUCCUGCGCGACCGCAGCGUCAAGUACGGCUUCUUCAACAUCCUGGCCGACGACGAGGUGCGGCAGGGCCUGAAGGAGUACGCCGAGUGGCCGACCUACCCGCAGUUGUGGAUGGACGGCGAGCUGGUGGGCGGUUUGGAUAUUGUCAAGGAGGAACUGGAGAAUGACGACAACUUCUUGAAAUCAUACAGCGUGGCAAAGGACGAGGCGGCGGCAGCAUGA